AGGGCGGCGCCCCCAGGGGGCGGGCACACUCACCCGGCGGCUCACCCUCGGGCCGGGACCCGACGGCGCCGCUGAGGUCGCCCUUCCGAGCCCGGUGCGACCCUUGGCCUUGGGCUGGACGCCAUGGACGCCUUCGCCCGCUUCACCAACCAGACCCAGGGCCGGGACCGGCUCUUCAGAGCCACUCAGUACACAUGCAUGUUGCUUAGCUAUUUGUUAGAGCCUCACGCUGGCAAAGAGAAGGUGGUAAUGAAGCUCAAGAAACUGGAGUCCAGUGUGAGCACUGGCCGUAAAUGGUUCAGACUAGGCAAUGUGGUCCAUGCUGUGCAGGCCACUGAGCAGAGCUUGCACGCCACGGACCUGGUGCCCCGCGUAUGCCUGACACUCGCCAACCUGAACCGUGUGCUGUAUUUCAUCUGUGACACCGUCCUCUGGGUGAGGAGUGUAGGGCUGGCCUCUGGCAUUAACAAAGAGAAAUGGCGAACGUGGGCCGCACGCUAUUACUGCUAUUCUCUCCUGCUGAGCCUGGUCAGGGAUCUGUAUGAAAUCUCUCUGCAGAUGGAGCAGGUUGCACACGACAGGGCAAAGAGGAAGAAGUCACCAUCCCAGGAGCUUCUUGAGGAAACAGAAUGGCUCCAGUCCUUUCUCCUCCUCUUGUUCCGAUCUCUGAGGAAGCACCCUCCCUUGUUCCUGGACACGGUGAAGAACUUGUGUGAUAUCCUGAACCCUCUGCACCAGUUGGGGAUCUAUAAGUCCAAUCCUGGUGUCAUUGGACUUGGAGGUCUUGUGUCCUCUAUCGUAGGCAUCAUCACUGUGGCGUGUCCUCACAUGAAACUGAAUACCCACUGAGGUGGUUUCAGGUUGAAAACUUGUACCUUUUAGUGGAAUGGACUUUUGCAUUAGUCACAGACCGUGUUACAACCUGCUUAAAGACUUGUUCACGAGAACAUUUAGUGGCCCGUGACGUGAGCAGAAGUCGGUCCGAGAAUGGAGAAGGAGAGAGCAUGAAGAUUAUAUAUGUUUUUAGAGUACUGGAGUGACUUCUGAAUUUCUGAGUAUUUUCCCCUCGUCUAACAUUUACUGAGCAUCUCUUACGCGCAUAGUAGGAGCUUAAUUUUUGCUGAAUGAAUAAAAAUUGAAAGAAAACAAUUGAAAAAGGCCCAAACUGACCAUUGAACACUAAUAUACAGUAACCUUUGGGCUGCGGUCCUCACUCUUUUGCAGACCACAGCAGGUCUGACGCACAGCCCCCUCUCUGCUCUAGUAGAGGCCCCUUCUUCCUCUGCUCAGUUACCCGCCCCCUUCUUCCACAGAUGCCAGUGCCAGGAUGGAGGGGAGCUGGGCUUACAGCCUCGGAAAUUGCCCAUGUUUACAUCACUGCACUCCGGUCCUUGUCCAGAAGUGGAAUCAGAAACGCAUCAGGCACCUCCAUGGCAUAAACUGUGUCUUUAGGUAGUGCAGUGAAGAAGCAAACAUCGGAAACAGAGAGAAAGAACUUGAGGUAAAAAUAAAUGUGGAAGGUCACAACGGGUAUCUGGAGGUAGCCUGUGUCAGAUGAGGAAACUGAGGUUUAAAAAAACAGAACCUCACUCCUCUGAUUCUCAGUCCAGCAUUUUUUCCAUGCUAUUUCACUGCCUCCCGGAUGGAGUGGCAAGGGGAAACUCCAGGGUCCUGUGCAGAAAGCCUCUGGGAGAACAUCUGUUGGUCAGUGGUUUUAUCAUUUAUUCUACAAAAGCUAAAACUAUGUAUAGACUUAACUCGAUUGUUUUAUUUCAAGCCAUAUUGCAGUUUGGGCUCUUCUAAAUUAAUUUUCAUCAGUUUAUGCAAUUAAGAAGUUUCACAAAUACUCUGAUUCUAGGAGGGUUGCAAUUUUCUGUGAUAAGUCAGACUUCCUGUGUGUCGGCGGUCGGGCAGGUGGGACGAGCAGUAGGGGCCAGUGAAGAGGACAUUUGAAUAUUGAGUCAGGGCCAUGUGCUCACAUUCCCACUCCCCGUCUUGGGUGUUGCCUUCUUAUUUGGGAUUACAGAUCUAAUUUGACGGAAGUAGGGUAGAAAAAUAGGUGGCCGGUGGCAGCCCUAUCAUGAAAGCUAUCUUGUCUAUCUGAGUGGAAAUAUGAAAAGAGAUGUGCACCAAAUAAAUUUCCCAUAAAUGUGACUGAGCUCCUUAAAAAGUAGACUCAGGUCCUCGGCUUUCUGUUUUUAAAGUGAUCAAUCAAGAUACAGGAUUUGAGCAAGAACAUUUUGGGAAUUUUAAGAGAAAUGAAAGCUGCUGGAUCAGGGUAAAUAAGUUUAAUUUUACUCUGUCCAGGUCCUCUACUGUAAUAGAUUAAUUGUGUGUAAUUAAAUUUCUAAACAAAGUUGACUCAUGUGUCUGUGAACGUGUUCUGGGAAUGGAGAAGAGCUCAAAGGAAGAUCUAGAGACGGUCUUCGUCGGAGUCUGCACGGCCGGUAGGUAGAGGGAGCUGGUGAAACGAGUGCUCGCCUGGAAGAACCAAGCUGAGGAGGAGGAGAAAGAAGGAUUUAUAAUUAGAACUUCUGGAUUGAAAGAGACCCCUAAGAUGAUCUCGCCGAGAUUGCUCCCCAGGAGAGGGUCCUCUGUUUCAGCCCUGUCAGUGGAGUUUUGGCUUCUACCUGGAGAAGUCAGCCCUGAAUCUACAGAGCGGUGUGUGACGGCUGGCUCCAUCUGGGUACUUCUGUCCUCUGCAGGUUAGGUUGGGUGGUGGGGAGUUAGGGGAAUGUCACCUCUUCGGAAUACGUGAAAACCACGGUGCCCCGGUGCCUCUCUCCCUGUGCAUCCUGCUCCUUUUUAACUGGCCCUUCCCACCUCUGAGCCUCCACAUGCUUGAGGGAUUGUAAAAACCAAAGAUAGUUCCUAAUAGAUGCCCAGGCCAGCACAUUCGCAACUGAACCUCGUUGCCCAAGAACUUACUUAUUCAACCCUGAGUGUCUGAGCGCCAUGCC
Messenger RNA from Hipposideros armiger (great roundleaf bat), 2960 nucleotides. RefSeq names its product peroxisomal biogenesis factor 11 alpha (gene PEX11A). The coding region runs from base 124 to 849 and encodes 241 amino acids. The transcript is spliced from 3 exons. The record is from RefSeq and is a predicted model, not a curated record. Gene Ontology annotation, cellular component: peroxisomal membrane. Gene Ontology annotation, biological process: peroxisome fission. Lineage: Eukaryota; Metazoa; Chordata; Mammalia; Chiroptera; Hipposideridae.